This is a messenger RNA of Megalops cyprinoides (Indo-Pacific tarpon), 2351 nucleotides long. RefSeq names its product acyl-CoA synthetase short chain family member 3 (gene acss3). Lineage: Eukaryota; Metazoa; Chordata; Actinopteri; Elopiformes; Megalopidae. The record is from RefSeq and is a predicted model, not a curated record. Bases 179 to 2344 code for a protein of 721 amino acids. The transcript has 16 exons.
CUCACUCUCAACCCACAAGUCGCUCGGUGGUCUUAGUCCAAGGGGGGGAAAAGCCACAUAAACUCAUAUGGUACCAGGGCACAUGUCACAUGUUUCCCAAUUCUGAUUUGUUUACAGCCUCGUGACAAGUGGAAACAGGGAUUUUGUAUUCUUCCUCUAAGUUGCCAGCGGUACGGAGAUGCGCGUUUUACAGUCACUCGUUUUGAACAGUUUACUUCAGAAUAACAGAGUUAGAUCUGCAGAGCACAUUGCGUGCAUCAAAAAUGCAAAAUCGGUCGGCGUCCAGGGGUAUCGGUGCAAGACAAGGCAGAAUUUGGUACCGACCAACUUCUUUAAAAGUUCCUGCAAAGCGUCACCCAGGCAAGCCUGCAGGAGCUGGCUAACUUCGAGCAGGGGAUGGGCUGUCAGCACCCGAUGUUUACGGGUUUCUUCGCAAUACUGUAACCGCGCUUCAAACACCGCCUAUGAUGAAGCUUUCAGCAGUGCACGGGACACUCCUGAAGUCUUCUGGAGUAAAGCGGCAGAAAACGUCAGCUGGUUUGAGCCCUGGAGCAAAACUUUGGAUGUUACUGAUCCCGUAUUUCCGAAAUGGUUUGUCGGAGCCAAGCUCAAUGUUUGCCACAACGCAGUGGACCGGCAUGUUGAAAACGGGCGUGGGGACCAGAUUGCUAUCAUUUAUGAUAGCCCAGUCACAGGAGUAAAGCAAUUUAUCACCUACAGUGAGGUGCAGAAACAGGUGUCCAGGCUGGCCGGCGUGCUGGUGCGGCACGGGGUGCGUCGGGGGGACCUGGUGGUCAUCUACAUGCCCAUGAUCCCUCAGGCCAUGUUCGUCAUGCUGGCCUGCGCCCGCAUCGGGGCUCCCCACAGCCUCAUCUUUGGCGGCUUCGCCUCCAAGGAGCUGUCUGUCCGCAUCGACCACGCCAAGCCCAAAGUAAUCGUGACGGCCUCGUUUGGCAUCGAGCCCGGCAGGAGAGUGGAGUACAUCCCUCUGGUGGAAAAGGCCCUGGAGCACUGCACCCACAAACCUGGCAAAGUCCUCAUCUACAACCGGCCCGGCAUGGAAACAGUCUCUACUUGGCCUGGGCUGGGUCUGGACUGGGAGGAAGAGAUGGCCACAGCCCGUCCUCACGACUGUGUUCCAGUCCCUGCCAAUCAUCCACUCUAUGUCCUUUACACCUCUGGGACCACAGGAGCCCCUAAGGGAAUCGUGCGAGACUCAGGAGGGUACGCAGUGAUGCUCAGCUGGACCAUGUUCAAUGUGUACGGCCUGAGUCCUGGUGAGGUGUGGUGGGCGGCAUCUGACCUAGGGUGGGUGGUAGGCCACUCCUACAUUUGUUAUGCCCCCCUUAUCCAUGGCAACACCACAGUUCUCUAUGAGGGCAAGCCUGUGGGCACGCCAGACGCCGGAGCGUUCUUCCGCGUGCUGUCUGAACAUGGAGUGGCGUCCAUGUUCACCGCGCCCACUGCCAUCCGGGCUAUCCGCCAGCAGGACCCCCAGGCCUCCGUGGGGAGACAGUACCCACUCACAAGGAUGAGGACCAUGUUCUUGGCAGGCGAACGCUGUGAUGUGGAAACGCUGGACUGGGCCAAGAAGAACUUUGGGGUCCCCGUGCUGGACCACUGGUGGCAGACAGAGAGCGGUUCUGCCAUCACUGCCACCUGCAUUGGCCUGGGAAACUCACUGUCACCCCCUCCCGGCCAAGCUGGCAGGCCUGUACCAGGAUACAAUGUCUCAGUGAUUGACGACAACAUGCAGGAAGUGAAGCCGAGGACUCUGGGAAAUAUCGUAGUGAGACUCCCGCUGCCUCCCGGAGCGGCCUUAUCUCUGUGGCAGAACCACCAGCUGUUUAAGGAGCUCUACUUCACUAAGUUCCCUGGUUGCUACGACACCAUGGACGCAGGCUUUGUGGACGAGGAGGGCUUUUUGUACAUCAUGUCAAGAUCUGAUGAUGUCAUCAACGUGGCAGGCCACAGGCUGUCGGCUGGGGCUCUCGAGGAGUCGGUCCUGCAGCAUUCGGCGGUGGCGGACUGCGCGGUGGUGGGACUGGAGGACUCUCUGAAGGGCCACGUUCCCCUGGCCCUGUGCGUGCUCAAGAACGGUGUGCAGCGCAGCCAGGAGGAGGUGGUGGAGGAGAUGGUGCGGCUGGUGAGGGAGAGCAUCGGCCCCGUGGCUGCCUUCCGGAAGGUUCUCUUCGUCCAGAGCCUCCCCAAGACCCGCUCCGGGAAAAUCCCCCGCUCCGCCCUUUCCAACCUGGUCAACAAGAAGCCUUACAAGAUCACUCCUACCAUUGAGGAUCCUGAUGUGUUCAAGGACAUCGAGAAGCUCAUCAGUGAGAAGCUGUGAGUGAGAG